Messenger RNA from Mytilus californianus (California mussel), 774 nucleotides. Its product is annotated as cartilage matrix protein-like. The transcript is spliced from 3 exons. The coding region runs from base 145 to 774 and encodes 209 amino acids. The record is from RefSeq and is a predicted model, not a curated record. Lineage: Eukaryota; Metazoa; Mollusca; Bivalvia; Mytilida; Mytilidae.
AGCAGAUCCGGAUUUAGGAAAUCGUUAUUGCACCCGGAUAUGUAGUUCAGCGAGAUAAAUAAGAAGGCGAUGGGAAAACCAUGACACGGGGAUAAAUAUGUGUGCCGUUUGGUAAGCUAACACGGAGAAGACUUUUCGUCCAAGAUGAAGAUAUUGCUAUUUAUAGUUUUAUUAUGUUUCAUUGUUCGGAAUACACAUCAACAAGGUAAUGUUUGUAAUGUGACUAGGGACAUUAUUUUUUUAAUUGACGGAUCUAACAGUAUCACCGAUGCGGACUUCCGACAACAGAAACAUUUUGUGGCUAAUAUGAUAGAUAAUUUUAAAAUUGGGAAAGAUUUUGUACGUGUUGGAAUUGUGGUAUUUAGCAGUACCAUAGGUGAUAUUGUUCACCUUCAACCAUCAAAAUCAAAAGAUGUAUUGAAAAGUUUAGCAAACAAUUUACGACAUCCAAAAAAAGGGACUAAUACAGCAUUGGGAAUUAAACGCGUUCGACAAAUGAUGCGAGAAGAAGGACGGUCUUUCGCGUCAAAAACGAUGAUCGUUGUUACCGAUGGUCUAUCAGCCUCACCAUUUCGCACAUAUUUGAUGACUUCUUUGGCCAAGGCGGAAGGAAUUAUUGUUAUUGCAAUUGGUGUAGGAAACCCAACAUUGAAGGAUGAGUUGAAAAUUAUUGCAAGUAACGGAGAGAAAAUGUUCCAGGUGACCAGAUUUCAAGAUUUGGAAUUGAUUAAAAAUGUUGUGGGAAAUUCUAUUUGUCAACGUAAGUAUGUUUAG